Molecule: messenger RNA, 2452 nt
Organism: Amoebophrya sp. A25
Lineage: Eukaryota; Dinophyceae; Syndiniales; Amoebophryaceae
Source: the annotation of a GenBank genome assembly
CACACAAUCUAGUCAGGAGGACUUUCAAAACCACUCUCUGAUUGUCUUAUCCCACUGGGUCACGAGGACGACCCAUUUCAUUUGUAAUUCACUUGCACUUAGUGUUUUAAUCCACUUGAUGGGUGUAGAGGUGAUGUGAAUGAAAUAUCUACUUUGUAGAGAGUGGAACCAAGAAGUUUUCUUUCCGCCUUGUCUAGCAGCCUCGCAAUCGCGCAACGGCGAAAAGCGGCGCUGGCGUCCUCCACAAGCAUCGACGAGCAACCUGUUAUUGUGCGGAAAAGGCUUUUGAUUCGCCUGACGUUGACACUGACAUCGCAACUUUGAUCGCGACUUUAUCACCCGCUUUCCGUGCGUCUCAGAUACCCGCCGUAAGUGUGUCUCCCACUUCUUCUGCAACUUCUUCACCUUGACGUUGGAAGCACCACUACGAAUUCUCCUUUCACCACAAGUACGCACCACAACUCCCGCAGCAGACUACGCAAACUACCCUGACUUACUUAUACGUAGGCACAAGAGCAAGACAUUUCCGAAAAAGGCACAAGAUGGCGUCCCUGAAAGCGAUUUCUAUGCGGAUGAAGUCCGUAUCCAAUAUCGGGAAGAUUACCAGUGCUAUGAAGAUGGUGUCAACCGCGAAAUUCAAGCACGAUGAAAGAAGAUGGCUGGCAGGAAAGCCUUUCGCAGAUCCGGUAUUUUGAUGAUAAGGGAGUGGUAGUACUACGCGAGAUUAGUAGUAAGUUUUGAGAGGUAGUGAGUUGGUGUUUUGGUGGAAAUUUGUUAAAGUUUUUACAGGUCUGCAAUUUCUUCGAGAAGCUUCCAGCUAUAGAGAGUGGGUCUCUACCAUCGACGAAAGUGGUAGUCUUGUCCAGUGACAAGGGAAUGUGUGGCGCAAUCAAUUUUAUGAGAGUGUGAAUUACAUGCCGCGCCACCAUCCUUGGCUCUUUUCCUAGUAGAAAAGGAGCCAGGGGUGAGCUGAGGAAUGUAAUUCCGGUACCUCUAAGAAUUCGGGAUUAGCCAAAACAGCGAGAAUAAAGACAUUAGAAGAGGAACAAGCGGGGGGUCAAGUAGAAAUCCUUUGUUGUGGAAGCAAGAGCCUGUCAGCAUUGAAGAGGCUUUUAGGGGAUAGGUAUUUGUUGAGUAGUUCUUUUUAGGUAGUCAGGCUGUUGUUCUUAUCAUGAUCAUGAUUUCCAAAGAAACUUCAGCUUUUACAGAGUCUUUGUCUUUUGUUUACAAGAACCAGGAACUUCAAUCGCACCCAAUCUCUAAAAAGACAAGAAAUCCAACUGAACCACCAGUUUGUGACUCAAUCUCUCCUACCUCACCAGGUUCUCACCCUCCUCAUUCGAGGAGUGUCAGGCAGUCGGCUUUAAUUUCACGACAGCCAGUGUGAUAGCAGAGUCAGCACUGAAUGGAGAGCCAGGCAGGAUCUCAGUGAUGCACAAUCAUUUUGUGUCGAUGAUUAGCUACGAGCCGAAAGACGUAGUAUGCUACACCAAAGCAGCAGUAAAGGCUGCUGCGCCAGCGGACUGGUCGAAGGCGGUGGAUCAGUACUUUCUUACUUCCCCAAUUGGGUUUGUUUCUUACAGCUCAUGCUGUGGACUUACUUACUUCCCCUUGUUGUUUCUGCUUACAGCUCAUGUUGUGGCUUUUCUUUCUUGUAGCUCAUGUUGUGGUCUUUUUGCUGUGAAUGAAUGAUGUUUCGCAGCAAUCUAUCAUUUCAUAAGAGUUGCUUUCUCCCAGCCAAAGGAGACAGUAUGUGCCCUUAUGGCAGUCUGCACUGAACUUUGUUGACUUAUCGGAACUCGCUUGCAAAAUACGCAAGUAGGUUUUGAUUUAUCGGAACUCGCUCACGAUACAAAAAAAAGCGAGAUUAAUUGUAUUGUAUUGCAUUUUACAUCCACCCUCUAGGUACAAUUUCGAGCCUCCCACAUGGGAGGUGUUCGACGAUUUACUUGAGUUCUACACCGCCUGCACCGUCUUUCGCGGGUAUUUAGAUGGCAUAGUUUCCGAACAGAGUGCUCGAAUGGCCGCGAUGGACAAUGCUAGUAAAAAUAGUGACGAAAUCGUCGAAAAACUUACACUUCAGUAUAAUCGCGGACGUCAAGCGAGAAUCACCACAGAAUUGUGCGAAAUCAUCGCGGGGGCGAGUGCGCAGUAAUGAUCUACUGUGUCUAGAUCUACUGCGUCUAAUAGGACACAACAUACUUACCAACUUUUCCGGAUAGAAGGCUUUGAUCUUGAUUCUUUUACUCCGUUUUUUCAGGAAGACCGACUUGCUGUUACUUUUAUACUAGCUACCUAGAUAGAUCCGUCGAUAAAGAUUCACAGGACAAUCAAGGACGAUGAUACUAUGGAGAGCUCUUCGAGUAGUCUCCGUGAGUGAUUAUUUCUUCAUUUUGUCGGGAAUGACAAUGGGGAAAAGAAGACGUGCUCCGCUUGAAUCUAGUGCAGUUAU